AUGUCAUUUAACGACAAUGGCGACUACUUCCCUAUUUAUGCCGAGUGCCUCAGCUUCGAAAUGCUCACCAUCAUCCUCAGCACGGGAGGUCGCAAGGUGUUGGAGCCGACCAACGCCAAGAGGCCCAGCACGCUGCAAUUCGUGGGAGAAUGGGCCAAGGACAGAAACAUGAUGCGCAGAAGGCUGGUGGACCGGCUGGAGAAAGAAAACCUGACAAUGGAGAAUCACAAGUACGGGUUGACUCCCGAGACGUUCAAUGCUGAUGAGGGUCUCUCGUCCUUCUUCAACAUCCUCACCACCACUGCUGAUGACGAUGGCAAGGAGUACAUAUCAACAGUGGAGGCCAAGAGAUACCCCUUCACUGCUCUACAGUGGCACCCUGAGAAAAAUGCGUACGAGUGGGGCAACCCCAUCUUCCCACACUCCUCCGAUGCUGUGCAGAUCACACAUGCUGCUGGCACAUUCUUUGCCAAAGAGCUUGAAAAUGCAGAUACCACGCCUGUCGCCGCGACAGCCGCCGCAUCAGCCGCCGUUCUUACAACGGCAGCAUUUGUUAGAGAGGAAGAUAACGUAGGGGUAGUGACAGACAAGCCUGCUGUUGACGUGGCGAGAGGGCGAGAAGAGGAGCAGGAGGAGGAGGAAGAGGAAGAGGAAGAGGAGUGGGAUGGGGAUUGGGAGGACGAGGAGGAGGGAGAAGACGAAGAUGUGAGGGUAGAGUUGUGGGAGGGUGAUUUACCCCCGAUGACGGAGGAGGAGGAGCGGGAGCUGCUUCUAGAGGCGGAGCGCGAAAUCGCGCAACUGGAGGCGGAGAAAUUGGCGGGAGCUGCGCCUGCGGCGGGACGCAUGGUGGACGGCGAUUGGUUGCAGGAAGACGGGGAGAUCGGCGCGGGUGCGGGGCGGGAGAUGGGCACAGGGAAAGCGGCGCGCGAGGAAGGGGCGGAGGCGGGUAAGGGCGCGGGGGAAGCGGCGGGGGGAGCGGUGGCGGACAUGGAGGGGGAGAUUGCGGCGCUGCGGCGGCAGCUGGCAGAGAUGGAGAGGGAGCUGGCGGAAGCCAAGGCGCGGGAGAGGGCGCAAGCAGCGGUGGAAGGGCUUAGGGGACAAGGAAACCCUGAACCCCGGGGUUCUGCGCCUGAACCCUCAGGGAUUGUCGUAGAGAAGGCGGAAGCAGCGGGUGUGAGAAGCGAGAGCGAUUCCAGACGGGUUCGCGACGAAAUAGUGGGGGGAGAGGAGGGGGAGGGAGAGGGUAAGGAGGACGACGUGGAGGAAGAGGAAUUGGAGGAGGACGUCGACGAUUUGUCCCAUUUGAGGAGGAAAGAGCAGAGGCGGCUGCGAGAGGAGAUGCGGUGGCUGGAAGGGAAGGACGAGGACGGAUGGGAGGGCAACGACGCAUCAUCAUCACCAGCAUCAGACGCUGAGCGAAGAGGGUUACCAGCAGUGAUGCGAUGCUUCGACACGGCGAGGGUUUUCAUCAAAGCGGGCGACGGCGGCGACGGAAUAGUGGCGUUCCGCCGGGAGAAAUUCGUCCCGGACGGCGGGCCGUCGGGCGGCAACGGCGGGCGGGGCGGCAACGUAAUCAUUACUGCCGACCCGGCGCUGAAUUCCCUCCUGCCGUUCCGCCGGUCGGUGCAUUUCAGGGCGACGCGCGGGGCGCACGGGAAGGGGAGCAACAGGCAUGGCGAGGCGGGUCGGGACAUAGAGAUUAAAGUCCCCCCCGGGACUAUUGUCCGCGAGGUGGUGGGGAGGGGGCCUGUGCGGGAUUGGGGGGUGAAGAACGGUGGAGAGGAGUGGGCGGAAGGGGAGGGGGAGGCGGAUGGGGCGCAGGGGGGGGGAGGGGAGGGGGAGGGGCGCGCGCUGCUGGAGCUGGUGCGCGCGGGGCAGAGCGAGGUGCUGCUGGCGGGGGGAAGGGGCGGGCGGGGGAACGCGGCGUUCAAGACUGGGCGCACCAACGCCCCCCAGAUCGCGGAGAAGGGGGAGGAGGGCCCCGAGAUGUGGGUGCAGCUGGAGCUGCGGGUGGUGGCGGACGUGGGCAUCGUGGGAGCGCCCAACGCGGGCAAGUCAACGCUGCUCGCUACCAUCUCGGCUGCCCGCCCCAAGGUGCCCAACUAUCUCUUCACCACGCUGGUCCCAACCUGGGAGUGGUGGCGGUGCCGGGGGGAUUCCACCCUCCAGCAGCCCAGGCACGUUGCCCAACCUGGGAGUGGUGGCGGUGCCGGGGGGAUUCCACAGCAUGGUGUUGUGUGGGCAACGUGCCUAGGCUGCUGGAAGGGUGGCUCGCCCCUUCCCCUCCCUCUCACCUCUUGCUUCCUUCUCUCCACUACUCGCGCAUCCCUUCGCUCUCCUUCUUUCCAGGUGGCGAACUAUCCCUUUACCACUCUCGUCCCCAACCUGGGGGUAGUUGCAGUACCAGGAGGCUUCGACAGCAUGGUGGCCAACUACCCAUUCACCUGUGUUUUGAGUCGACUCAAAACACACCCAGGUGGCCAACUACCCAAUCUUGGAGUGCUGGCGGUGCCAGGAGGCUUUGACAGCAUGGUGUGGGCGGACGUGCCUGGGCUGCUGGAGGGUGGCUCACCGCUUGCCUCUCUCCUUUGCUCUCCUCUCCACCCACCCGUCUCCCCGUAUCAACCACAGGUGGCCAACUACCCAUUCACCACGCUGGUCCCCAACCUAGGCGUGGUGGCGGUGCCAGGUGGAUGUGACAGCAUGGUGGCCAACUACCCAUUCACCACUCUGGUUCCCAACCUGGGAGUGGUGGCAGUGCCAGGCGGGUUCGACAGCAUGGUGUGGGCGGACGUGCCUGGGCUGCUGGAGGGAGCGCACGUGGGGCGAGGGCUGGGCCACCAGUUCCUGAGACACACCGACCGCUGCAGAGUGCUGGACGGACCUGCCAGACGCGCAGCACCAGUGCCCCUUGCACUCUCUCACGCCCUCUCCCAUGCUCUCUCUCACGCUAUCCCCCCUGCCAUCUCCCCGUCUCCUCCUCCGUACUCCCAGAUUCAUGUCAUUGACGGCAGCAGCCCCCAGCCUGACCUAGAGCUCCAGGCAGUCACGAGAGAACUAGACCUCUUCUCUCCUUCUCUCGCCGCCAAGCCGCGGGUGAUUGUCUUCAAUAAGAUGGACCUGCCAGACGCGCAGCACCAGUGGGGAAGCUUCCAGGAAGCCGUGCGGGAGCUGGGGCUGGGAGGGGAGGGGGAGGAGGACGGGGCGUGGUGGGGAGGGGCGGAGGGGGAAGGGGAGGGGGAAGGAGAGGGGAGGAAGGGUCCGGUGGUGCUGAGCAUGAGUGCUGUGACAGGGCAGGGCACACAGGAGGUGGUACAGGCUGCGUAUGGGCUGCUGAAACGCGUGCAGGGGGAGAGCGACGGAUGGGGGGACGAGGAGGAAGAGGAAGCCCCUAACACCACUCGCCAGCGCCUGGGCUUGGCAGCAGAGGUGCAGCGAGCGAGGCGGGCGGCAGUGAACGAGUUCCGGGUGGCAUUCGACGGCCACACGCGCGUGUUUGAAGUGACAGGGGAGGGCAUUGAGCGAUUCGUGCAGAUGACCAACUGGGAGUACUUCGAGGCAGUGAGGCGCUUUGCCCAUGUGUUGGAUGCGAGUGGCAUCAAUGAGGCAUUGAGGGCGCGGGGCGUGCGCGAGGGGGACACGGUGGUGAUUGGACAGGCAAGUGGCAUUAACGAGGCACUGAGCGCGCGGGGCGUGCGGGAGGGGGACACGGUGGUCAUUGGCCAGUUGGAGUUCACAUGGCGGGAGUCAGACGACAUAAUGGAGGCAGUGGGGGGCGACUGGAAGCACUCAAUGCUCUGUGCAACUCGCCACUUGCUCUCCCUGUGUGUUAUCGUCUCCCCUCCUCCCCCAUUCCAGCUGGAGUUCACGUGGAGAGAGUCAGAUGACAUAAUGGAGGCCGUGGGGGGUGACUGGAAGCGCGGCAUUAGGGGGUCGAAGCUGUGGCCGCACUAG
Molecule: messenger RNA, 3954 nt
Organism: Closterium sp. NIES-65
Lineage: Eukaryota; Viridiplantae; Streptophyta; Zygnematophyceae; Desmidiales; Closteriaceae
Source: the annotation of a GenBank genome assembly